This is a messenger RNA of Cynocephalus volans (Philippine flying lemur), 831 nucleotides long. RefSeq names its product secretagogin, EF-hand calcium binding protein (gene SCGN). The record is from RefSeq and is a predicted model, not a curated record. Gene Ontology annotation, molecular function: calcium ion binding. Gene Ontology annotation, cellular component: terminal bouton; cytosol; nucleus. Gene Ontology annotation, biological process: regulation of long-term synaptic potentiation; regulation of presynaptic cytosolic calcium ion concentration. NCBI's taxonomy places the organism in Eukaryota, Metazoa, Chordata, Mammalia, Dermoptera, Cynocephalidae. Bases 1 to 831 code for a protein of 276 amino acids. The transcript has 11 exons.
AUGGACAGCGCCCGCGGACCGACUCGGGGACGCUUGGACGCCGCUGGCUUCUGGCACGUCUGGCAGCGCUUUGAUGCGGAUGAAAAAGGUUACAUAGAAGAGAAGGAACUUGAUGCCUUCUUUUACCACAUGUUGAUGAAAUUGGGUACUGAUGAUGCAGUCAUGAAAGAAAAUGUGCACAAGAUGAAACAGCAAUUUAUCACUACCCAGGAUGUCUCUGAAGAUGGUCGCAUACAGAUGAAGGAGCUUGCUGGUAUGUUUUUGUCUGCGGAUGAAAACUUUCUUCUGCUCUUUCGCCGGGAAACGCCCUUGGACAGCAGCGUGGAGUUUAUGCGGAUUUGGCGUAAAUAUGAUGCUGACAGCAGUGGCUUUAUAUCAGCUGCCGAGCUUCGUAACUUCCUCCGAGACCUUUUCCUCCACCACAAAAAGGCCAUUUCUGAGGCUAAACUGGAAGAAUACACUGGCACCAUGAUGAAGAUCUUUGACAAAAAUAAAGAUGGUCGGUUGGAUCUUAAUGACUUGGCAAGGAUUCUGGCUCUUCAGGAAAACUUCCUUCUCCAAUUUAAAAUGGAUGCUUGUUCAACUGAAGAAAGGAAGAGAGAUUUUGAGAAAAUCUUUGCCCACUAUGAUGUUAGUAAAACUGGAGCCCUAGAAGGCCCAGAAGUGGAUGGGUUUGUCAAAGACAUGAUGGAGCUUGUCCAGCCCAGCAUCAGCGGGGUGGACCUUGAUAAGUUCCGGGAAAUUCUCUUACGUCACUGCGAUGUGAACAAGGAUGGAAAAAUCCAGAAGUCAGAGCUGGCUUUGUGUCUUGGGCUGAAAAUCAACCCAUAA